This is a messenger RNA of Phacochoerus africanus (Common warthog), 4837 nucleotides long. RefSeq names its product cysteine and serine rich nuclear protein 2 (gene CSRNP2). The transcript is spliced from 5 exons. Gene Ontology annotation, biological process: regulation of transcription by RNA polymerase II. Gene Ontology annotation, molecular function: DNA-binding transcription factor activity, RNA polymerase II-specific; sequence-specific DNA binding. The record is from RefSeq and is a predicted model, not a curated record. NCBI's taxonomy places the organism in Eukaryota, Metazoa, Chordata, Mammalia, Artiodactyla, Suidae. Gene Ontology annotation, cellular component: nucleus. The coding region runs from base 2556 to 4187 and encodes 543 amino acids.
UAACCUGCUGCGCACCACAUGAGAACAUCGAGGUUUUUAUUUUUAAAUAAUGGGUUAGUGUCAGAGAAAGUGAUGCUAGCACCCCUGAGUAGGGUGAAGAGAGCUCAGUCAGUAUGCACACUGGUUACACAUUUAGCCAUAGAUUCAGAUGAUUCUCAGGUAUUUUAAGGAAAAUAUUUUUCUCCUAGGUUUCACAUCUUUUUGUCUUCUCACUUACCUGCCUUCUGUCAUUGCCCAGAAACCUCUAUUCCAACAGUGGAAGUGAGGAAGUCGUAGAAAAGAGGAUAGAACGAGCAGCCAGACCUCCUGGCUGUGCCCCAGUGCACAACAGUGACCUGAAGAGGAAGGUUAUCCUGAGGGCACCUGGGUUAAGACAGCGGAGAAUUCUGAUAAUAAAGCUGAUCUUGGACCAAGCCCAGCCUCACGCAGGGCUCACAGAGAAAUACUCCUCGAAGGGAACCCAUGGUAACAGAAGCAAAGGGGUACCAGCGCGGAGGACAGGAAUGCACUUUUGCUUCCAAUACUCCAUCCCCGGGUGCUUCCAAGCCGAGGAAAAAGGCACUUUCCUAGUAGCAACACUAACUGGCUCUCAUUAAAAACUGAAGCUAGACUCAAGGCCUUUCCAAGGAAGAUUUCCAGCUCAGUCGGCUUUUAAGUGGGGAGGAAGUAUUAAAUUCAUUGGUCAACAUUAUUCUGAUAUUUUUUCUCAUUCCAGCCACAUAAGUACUCCACUGCAAAGGUCUCCCUCCCCCAAUAUUAGAAUGGGAUGAGAAAUUUGUUAGUUACUAGCUAUCUCUAAGCCCAGAUGAAAUCUUAACCCAUAUAAGUCGCUGGUCCUCUCCAUUCUCAGCUGUGUCCUAGGAAUGCGACCUCUGAUGGUAAGAUCAGUAACCUGAAGAACAGAAUGGAUACUUGGGGCUCAUUUUUACAUUUAAUUGCAAUUCUUAUCAAGUGCUUGAUAAUUUGUUUCUCGCUGGCCAAUUUAUUUCGGGAAUGUGCUUGUCUGAGACCUACGAGGACUGAGGUUUCUUAGGUGUAUCUUGUGACUUGAAUGCAGAAUUUUGAUGAGCUCUGGCUGGAUCGCUUAGGAAAUGUCCAAAGUGCUUAUUAGGUUUGGUUGACUGUGUAGCGCUGACCCAAGAGCAGGCAAAUCACUUCCAAGAGACAGUCCAGAAAACCAGCUCUGUAGCAGGCAUCUCUUGACACCACAGUAUAUUCUGGGGAAGCUGCUCUGCAGUAAUGCGGCCCUGGCUUUCUGGGCAGUGUUGUUAUUCCUGCUGCAUAAUUAGCAGCUAGUGAGAUCAUAGUCUGGGGAGAUUCUGGCAUUACUGAGGCAAAGCCGGGAGGUUUCAGAUCAUCACACGUGGCUCUGGCUCGGACAGCAUUUCUGCUGAGCAGAUUCAUCUCCUCGGGAACUUUAAGUCCAAAGAUGGAGGAGGAGAAAGAUUUCUACCUGGGAAAUGAACUAUCCCAGACUCCUUGGUUGUGUGGCAGCUUGCUGAAAACACUGCCUGCCGGAUUGAUGGAACCCGGGUAAAUAAAUUGUCACUUCUCUUGCUGUUGUGCCCUUGCUGGUUCUUUAUUGAGGGCAAAGACUGUAAAGCUAUGUCCUCGCGUAGAGGGUGAUGCAGACUGGCUGAGCCCUAUUUGAUGGAGCAGUACGAGAUCGGGAAAGCGUCUGGGCUUUGAAGCCUUUGCAGAUUCUUAUCUUCAAUCCAUCCCCCCGCCCCCCUUUCAGUCCAUUCUUUAGAACCGCACUUCACCUUUUUAGGAGCCUGCUGAGACACUUUACUUUUGUGAAGAUCUGGGUAAAGCAUUUCUCUGACUGUCAGUGUACUUUGAAAUUGAGAGCCUAGAGCAGUAUUUCUCAGGGUUCCAAGGUUCCUUUGCACACCCCCCCCCACCGCCCCUGCAAGACACUAGAGAAACAAAAGAGUUCCUUAAUCAUGUGUGCGGAAACACUGCCUUCUGUUUCCUCCUACCCUUCACCACGCUCAUUAGCAUAUUAAAAGCCACUAAGAGGUCUUCCCGUAAGCAGUUUUCUAAAGUAGUUUGACACAGCAGUCCUAUUUCCAUGUAAAAGCUAUUAAUAUCUAUGGAACUAGUUUGCUUAAUGGAUGCACUUUGGGAAAUGCCAGGCUGUAUUUCCACGAGGAAAAAUAAUUGGGUUUAGUCUAGGUUUAGGCACAGCCUAAUUCUGCCUUUGAUCCCCAGUCCCUCCUACUGGCCCCAUGGCGAGCUCUCCUGAGUGAGCUGGAGCGCGGCCUCUGGUAUCCCAGGGCUAAGGAAGCCUAGCGCCCAGCUGGCUUGGAACCUAAGGCCUUCACCCCCUGGGAAAGGUGCUGCUGCUACUCAUCUCCUUAUUCUAAGAGUGACUGAGACUAGAAGGGCAGAGGAGAAACAGAAGUAGCGGAGUGCUGGCUGGACUAAGUAGAGCCAUGACGUAGGUGGACGUCAGUGCUGCCUCAGAAUCCUAAUGCACCUGGCUAACUGGUGGUGAGCAGGGGCUUUGGGGCCAACGUGGUGGGCUCCCCAAAGAAACCCCUUUGAAACCAAUGGAUGCAUUCACGGGCUCGGGUCUCAAGAGGAAGUUUGAUGAUGUGGAUGUGGGCUCAUCAGUUUCCAACUCAGACGAUGAGAUCUCCAGCAGUGACAGUGCUGACAGCUGCGACAGCCUCAAUCCUCCUACAACUGCCAGCUUCACACCCACAUCCAUCCUGAAGCGGCAGAAGCAGCUGCGGAGGAAGAAUGUGCGUUUUGACCAGGUGACCGUGUACUACUUCGCCCGGCGCCAGGGUUUCACCAGUGUGCCCAGCCAGGGCGGCAGCUCCCUGGGCAUGGCGCAGCGCCAUAACUCCGUACGCAGCUACACGCUCUGUGAGUUUGCUCAAGAGCAGGAGGUGAACCAUCGGGAGAUUCUUCGUGAACACCUGAAGGAGGAGAAACUCCACGCCAAGAAGAUGAAGCUGACCAAGAACGGGACGGUGGAGUCGGUGGAGGCUGACGGCCUGACGCUGGAUGACGUUUCAGACGAGGACAUCGAUGUGGAGAACGUGGAGGUGGACGAUUACUUCUUCCUGCAGCCUCUGCCCACUAAACGGCGGCGGGCCCUGCUCAGGGCUUCUGGCGUCCACCGCAUCGACGCCGAGGAGAAGCAGGAGCUUCGAGCCAUCCGCCUGUCCCGGGAAGAGUGUGGUUGUGACUGUCGACUGUACUGUGACCCGGAGGCAUGUGCCUGUAGCCAGGCUGGGAUCAAAUGCCAGGUGGAUCGCAUGUCCUUUCCAUGUGGCUGCUCCCGGGAUGGCUGUGGGAACAUGGCUGGGCGCAUCGAAUUCAAUCCCAUUCGGGUCCGGACUCAUUACCUCCACACCAUCAUGAAGCUGGAGCUGGAGAGCAAGCGGCAGGUGAGCCGUCCGCCAGCCCCGGACGAGGAGCCCUCCCCUGCUGCCAGCUGCAGCCUAGCAGCGGCCCAGGGUUCAGAGACGCAGGACUUCCAGGAGUUCAUUGCCGAGAACGAGACGGCAGUGAUGCACCUGCAGAGCGCGGAGGAACUGGAGCGGCUCAAGGCGGAGGAGGACUCCAGCGGCUCCAGUGCCAGCCUGGACUCCAGCAUAGAGAGCCUGGGUGUGUGCAUCCUGGAGGAGCCGCUGGCUGUCCCCGAAGAGCUGUGCCCGGGCCUCACAGCCCCCAUUCUCAUCCAGGCUCAGCUGCCCCCCGGUUCCUCCGUGCUGUGUUUUGCCGAGAACUCGGACCACCCGACCGCCUCGGCAGUGAACAGCCCAUCCUACUUGAACAGUGGGCCCCUGGUCUAUUACCAGGUGGAGCAGAGGCCAGUCCUGGGGGUGAAGGGAGAGCCUGGUACAGAAGAAGGCCCCCCCGCGUUCCCCAAGGAGAAGGAUCUGGGUGUCUUCUCCCUCCCCGUUACCUCACUGGUGGCCUGUAGCCCCGCAGACCCGGCUGCCCUCUGUAAGACAGAGGUGGGGAAACCGUCCACUCUAGAAGCGCUAGUGCCGGAAGAUUGUAACCCCGAGGAGCCUGAGAAUGAAGACUUCCGCCCCUCGUGGUCCCCCUCAAGCCUCCCCUUCCGCACGGACAAUGACGAGGGCUGCGUGGCGGAGAAGGCUGCACAGCAGAGCGAGGGCCGGCCCCCUGAAGAGCCUUCCCCGGAGCUCCCUCUGGCAGUGUGACACGGGGAUGGAGAGUCUGCCUCUUACCCCCUCUAUUUAUUCCCUUAUUUUAUCUAACGCCAUUUCAAAACAAACUGUAGAAGCAGCUGCUGCUCCCAUGUUAUUUUAUUGGGGUCUCUGGGGAACAGGUGGGAAAGGAUUGUUCGUACAAGUAUUUUCUAAAGGGCGAACAGAACCAAGGAGACCAGCCCCGGCUCGAUCUGGGGAUAGAGUCUUGGGGCAGAGGAGGCUGCAUACUGAGCCUUCUGGGCCUUUGGAACAAAGAACUAGGAUCUCGCGGGAGAAGCUGGGUAAUUCAAGCAGCUAUUCACUAGGGACCAGAACAUGACAAUUUGGAUGGCGUGGCAAAGCCCCUUCCCCUCUCCUGCGCUCCAGGCGGGGUUCGAGCUCAUUUUCCUCGGUGGUUCCUCCGAGAGCCCACUUCGGUGUGUCGUAGUAAUACAGCUGGAAUCUAGCGAGGAGGGGGUGGAAGGGUCUCUGCUUCUGUACAAAACCUCCAGGAUUUAUAAAAACUUCACCUGGCUUCCCUGGCCCCCUAUUUGGUAAAUAAGUUAAUAUUUGACAUGUCUGGUGUUUUCUGACCUGUUCCCCACACUGGGGAUUCCUGGUCUGUAACUUGAAUUGUUUUUCACAUGUUCUUAGGUACUAGA